AUGGGGAGAGAAAUUGUUGAAGUAUUCGAAUCUUCAAACCAAGAAAAUAAAUUGCCUGAUUUGUCUUUGAAUCAUGUCUCGUUUAUUUGCAAAUCAGUUCGAAGAUCUGUUAAAUUUUACGAGGAAGUUUUGGGGUUCGUCCUCAUCAAAAGACCCUCUUCGUUCGACUUCGAAGGAGCCUGGUUGUUCAACCAUGGAAUUGGAAUUCAUUUACUUGGAGCAGAGAAAAUCCCACAAAAGAAAGGGAAAAUAAACCCAAAGGACAAUCACAUAUCAUUCCAAUGCACUGACAUGGAUCUGAUUAUUCUGAAAUUAGAAGAAAUGAAUAUAGAAUAUGUGAAAGCAGUUGUUAAAGAAGUUCUUCCACUCUCAGCACCAUCUUUCCCCAUCAAAACUACCAACCUCAAGAACUCAUCAUCCUUUUACGGGAAGAUGCAGUGCAGUGGAGAAGUGGAAGCCUUGAUGAUGGAGAAUUUGGCUAUGGAGAUGAUGGAUAUUUCAAUUUAA
This is a messenger RNA of Fraxinus pennsylvanica, 507 nucleotides long. NCBI's taxonomy places the organism in Eukaryota, Viridiplantae, Streptophyta, Magnoliopsida, Lamiales, Oleaceae. The record is from the annotation of a GenBank genome assembly.